UAUAUUUCAAUUAUUGAAUGUUGAGAACAAGCAUGAUUUCUGGCACCCAUAACUUGAGCCAGUGUUCAUGUUGAGUGAGUGAUAUCAUUAAUCAUAUCAACAAGAUGAAAAAGCUAGAGAGGCAAGUAAGAGUUGUGAUGAUCUUGCUUUGCUGCGUUAAUUUUCAUGGCCAAAGCUGUGAUGAAGUUGAAGAUGGAAUCAGUAGAUCUCAUUUUCCAGAAGGGUUCCUCUUUGGAACAAGCACUUCCUCUUACCAGAUUGAAGGAGCACCCUUUGAAGAUGGUAAAGGUUUAAGCAACUGGGAUGUUUUUAGCCAUAUACCAGGUACGAUAAACAAUAAUGAGAAUGGUGACAUUGCAGAUGAUCAUUAUCAUCGUUAUUUGGAAGACAUUGAGUUGAUGUCGUCUCUCGGGGUAGAUGUAUAUCGAUUCUCUAUCUCAUGGACGAGGAUUCUACCUAGAGGCAUAUAUGGGGACAUAAAUCCAAGUGGGAUAAUAUUUUACAACAAGAUAAUAGACAAUCUGCUACUUAAAGGGAUUGAGCCUUUUGUGACAAUAAAUCAUCAUGACCUGCCACAAGAACUGGAAGAAAGAUACGGUGGAUGGCUUAGCCCCUUAAUACAGAGAGAUUUUGUUCAUUUUGCUGAAAUCUGUUUCAAGAGCUUUGGAGGCAGGGUUAAAUAUUGGACCACCAUCAAUGAGCCAAGCCUGGUUACAAUCAAUUCCUAUAUGAAAGGAACAUAUCCCCCUGGUCACUGUUCGCCACCUUUUGGAAAUUGUUCUACUGGUAACUCUGAUGUUGAGCCCCUCAUUGUCAUGCACAAUAGGUUACUGUCACAUGCCAAGGCUGUUGAAUUAUACCGCAAACACUUUCAGGCAAAGCAAGGUGGAACCAUUGGCAUUGUUGCACACACCUUCAUGUAUGAACCAUUUAGAAAUGAAGAAUGUGAUAGACAAGCUGUGAAAAGAGUCUUGGCUUUUGUUGUAGGCUGGGUCUUAGAUCCCCUAGUUUUUGGUAAGUACCCAGAUGAGAUGCACUCUGUCCUUGGAAAUCAGUUGCCACUGUUCUCUCCUGAGGAGAAGAGACUUAUAAAAGGCAGCAUAGACUUCAUUGGCAUCAAUCACUAUGGAUCUCUCUAUGCCAAGGAUUGUUCCCUCUCUGCUUGUGCUCAGGGAGCUGAUCAUCCAAUAACAGGCUUUGUAGAAACAACUGGAAUCAGAGAUGGUAUUCCAAUUGGUGACCAGACAGGAAUGCCACUAUUCUUUGUUGUUCCAAUGGGCAUGGAGAAAAUUGUUGACUACAUUAAAAUAAGAUACCAUAACAUGCCCAUGUACAUUACAGAAAAUGGAUAUUGUUUACCACUCAAACAGAAUGUGACAAUAAAUUAUCUGUUACAAGAUUUCAAAAGAAUAGAUUAUCAUAAAGCCUAUCUGGCAGCUCUGCUUAGAGCCAUAAGAAAAGGUGCAGAUGUAAGAGGAUACAUGAUAUGGUCAUUGAUGGACAACUUUGAAUGGGCAAGAGGGUAUGAAAUGAGAUUUGGGCUUUAUUAUGUGCAUAGAAACACUCUUGAACGAAUUCCCAAACUUUCUGUUCAAUGGUUUUCUAGUUUCCUCAACAACAGUAUCAACACCAACACAAGAGAAGAUUUGAGAUUUGAAAAAGCAACAUCUUAGAGGCAAAGAUUUGAGAAAUUUCGAUUUAGAUUGUGUUUGAACUGUCUCGGCAAUUUCGAUUAAAAUUCAUCGAUCAUGAAUAUGAUCCAUUUAUUGUUCAUUUGGAAUCUGUGGAACAUGGUAGAAAAAUUAUAAUUUGUACAUCUUUUAUA
Messenger RNA from Vigna umbellata (rice bean), 1825 nucleotides. RefSeq names its product beta-glucosidase 18-like. Gene Ontology annotation, molecular function: beta-glucosidase activity. NCBI's taxonomy places the organism in Eukaryota, Viridiplantae, Streptophyta, Magnoliopsida, Fabales, Fabaceae. Gene Ontology annotation, biological process: carbohydrate metabolic process. The record is from RefSeq and is a predicted model, not a curated record.